This is a messenger RNA of Dendrobium catenatum, 474 nucleotides long. RefSeq lists its product as uncharacterized. The transcript has a single exon. Bases 1 to 474 code for a protein of 157 amino acids. The record is from RefSeq and is a predicted model, not a curated record. NCBI's taxonomy places the organism in Eukaryota, Viridiplantae, Streptophyta, Magnoliopsida, Asparagales, Orchidaceae.
AUGCAGGACAGACAGAAGAAAUACUAUGAUGUCAAACACCGACCAGUUGAGUUUGAUGUUGGAGAGUUUGUGUUCCUCAAAGUCAAUCUAAUAAAGGGAGUGAAGAGAUUUGGCAAAGUGGGAAAGUUGAAUUCAAGAUAUGUAGGUCCUUUUGAGAUUUCAAAAAUGAUUGGAAAGGUGGUUUAUAGGUUGAUUCUACCAGCACACAUGAGUGGAGUGCAUAAUGUAUUUCAUAUUUCCACUUUAAGGAAAUAUAUUUCAAAUGAAGCUCAAAAGAUUAAUACUGAAGUGGAAGAUAUUAAACCGAAUUUGACAUUUGUGAAUAAACCAGAGAAAAUCCUUGAUUAUGAUGUUAAGCAGUUGAGGAGCAGAACGAUUCGUUAUGUUAAGGUGCUUUGGAAGCACAAUUCAGAGAAGGAUGCCACCUGGGAGGAGUCAGAAAUGAGGGAGAACAACCCUCAUUUAUUUGGCUAA